GAGUUAUAGUGGAAAAGGUGCGCUCGGGUUCAGGGUUUUAGCUCAGUGAGAGCUGAGACUGAACUGGGAUCGAUUCGGACGGAGCCCGCUGAAAGAGAGAGAGAGAUGCAGAGAGCAAAGGGUUUUGAAGCAGCUUUGAAGAGGUGUGUGAAUCAGCAUCACAGAGCCUUUUCUGCUCAGCCAAACUAUGCCCACCAUCACCACGAUGACCCCCAAGACCUGGUCAUGGUUGAGGGGAGGACCAAAUCAAGAGCAGCCAUUCUCAAUAGACCAUCUGCACUAAAUGCCCUCAAUACUGCUAUGGUAUCUCGCCUCAAGAGACUUUAUGAAUCAUGGGAAGAUAACCCGGAUAUUGGUUUUGUCUUGAUGAAGGGUAAUGGGAGAGCCUUCUGUUCUGGUGCGGAUGCUGUUACCCUUUUUCAACUAGUCAAUCAAGGGAAAGUUGAGGAAUGCAGAAAAUUCUUCGAGACAUUGUAUAAGUUUGUAUAUAUUCAAGGAACAUACUUGAAGCCACAUGUAGCUAUCUUGGAUGGUAUAACUAUGGGAGGUGGGGCUGGGAUUUCACUCCCAGGAAUGUUUCGUGUGGUGACUGAUAAAACUGUUUUUUGCAAUCCAGAGGCUCAAAUAGGUUUCCAUCCUGAUGCAGGAGCUUCAUAUUAUCUUUCUCGUCUACCUGGCUACUUAGGAGAAUACUUAGCUCUUACAGGGGACAAGCUUAAUGGUGUAGAGAUGAUUGCAUGUGGCCUUGCCACUCAUUAUGUAUUAAAUGCAAGACUUGCUAUGGUUGAAGAACGCGUGGGUAAAUUGGUCACAGAUGAACCAUCUGUUAUAAAAGCAUCUCUUGCAGAGUAUGGUGACCUUGUUAAUCUAGACCAGAAGAGUAUACUUGCUAAGCUUGAAGGGAUUGACAGGUGUUUCAGCCAUGACACGGUUGAGGAAAUUAUUGAUGCUUUGGAAAAGGAAGCUGCUGAUUCUUAUGAUGAAUGGUGCACCACAGCCCUCAAGAAACUAAAAGAAGCCUCCCCUUUGAGUUUGAAAGUUUCCCUACGAUCUAUACGUGAAGGCAGAUUUGAAUCUCUUCAUCAAUGUCUGGCUCGUGAAUACCGGAUAUCCCUAAAUGGAAUUUCCAAACGGGUCUCAAGUGACUUCUGUGAGGGUGUUUGGGCGAGAUUAGUGGAAAAGGACUUUGCACCCAAGUGGGACCCUCCUAGUUUGAAAGAAGUGUCUAAAGACAUGGUUGACUGCUAUUUCUCUCCGCUCCCUGAAGUUGAGCCUGAGCUGGAGUUGCCAACCGCGUCGCGAGAGCCAUUUAUGUAGGAGUGAGUCACUCGAAAGAGGAGACUGAAUUUUGUGCAAUGCUUGAUGAAGAAAAACAAGAAGAAACUUGGCUUUGUCGAUUGUGAGCUAGUUUUUGUCCAUUUUAAGAUUAUCCUUGGAACUUAUUUUUAACACACUUCUUUGUAACACCUAAAGAUCAUUUGUUGGAGACCAGCAGCUAGUUGCCCGCUAAAAUUUAACGAUGGAUUGUUACUAUUUAUUUUAAUGAGAUAAAAUAAAAAUUACAUUUGAAACUCUGAAAGAGUUUAAUA
This is a messenger RNA of Rosa rugosa (rugosa rose), 1589 nucleotides long. Its product is annotated as small ribosomal subunit protein mS47. Bases 106 to 1317 code for a protein of 403 amino acids. Lineage: Eukaryota; Viridiplantae; Streptophyta; Magnoliopsida; Rosales; Rosaceae. The record is from RefSeq and is a predicted model, not a curated record. Gene Ontology annotation, molecular function: 3-hydroxyisobutyryl-CoA hydrolase activity. Gene Ontology annotation, biological process: L-valine catabolic process. The transcript has 14 exons.